AUGGCUGCGGGCUCUAGCAACGCCCCAGCGCGAUACAGCUCAUCGCCUGAGUUGUCAGACCCGCCCUCUAUGUUAUCGGCACCUGCAUCGCCAUCGGGGUAUAAUAGAGCAAAGAAUGGAGGUGAACAGGAUGAGAUUGUGGUCGAUCCCACCACGAUCCGAUAUGAUGGAUCCGGCCAGCCUAUGUUAACUAAGGACGGCUUACCAAGGAGGAAGCCUGGCCCGAAGCCGGGAACGAGAAUCAACAAGCGGAGUAGUACGAAUCCCGAGGAGGGAGAGAAGAUCAAGCGGGUCCGGAAACAGAAAGAGAAAGAUCCAAAUGCACCAACCACGUCAAGGAGACGCAAGGUUACAUCUCUGGAUGGCGAGGCGAGUGAAUCACGAUCACGGGCUACUAGUGUCGCCGGAGGUACAAAUACCGGAGCUACCGCCCCUUCGCGACAACCUAAGAUCACUGAGAUGGUCACCGGUCAAAAUCAGAACCGAUUAGAGCCGACUCCUCAGAGGGAAGUGAAACGUGAAAACAUACUUGGAUCCAUGUCCAAUAUCCUAAACGCAGACCCUGAACCACCGCAACAAUAUUCUCGUCAACAAUCGCAACAAGCUCAGCAGCAACCAACACGCCCAAGCGUGCCUUCACGGACUAGUGGUACAAAUUACGACCCCAUCCGCUCAUCGAACUACGACCCGGUACGAGGAACGAUGAGUUAUUCUAACCCGAUGGGAUCUCCUCGUGGACCGUCUACUGGCGCAGGUAUCGUCAACCGCGCAAGCGCAUCUCCAUCUAUCGCGAGUCUUGUCGACCCGCCUGUGCCCAAUAUCAUUUCGCCAGUUCCGUCGCACACAUCUUUCACAAAGACUGCACAAUCGCAUUCUCAAUCCCAACCUGGCCCUCAUAAGGAGUCGAGCGCAAUGCCUGAAUCGCCUAAUCCUUUCCGCAAAGAAUUCAUUCCCCCUCCGGCACCAAAACCUCCUGUGGCUGAGGCCAAGGAACCGAAGGAGGCUAAGGAGACUAAGAAGCCGGUGCCACCUCUGGCCCCUACUGCUAUGUCCAAGAUCGAAAUUCGGCCGACGUCCAUUACUACUAUUGGUGGGGCCGGUUCGAAGAAACCGUCGCCGAAGAAUCAGAGCACGGCAUCUUCUCCUCGUGUGAAUGCUCUGAAGGAUACCCUUGCCCCUCUUCCUGCUGGACCCGAGCGCUCUAUCCUUGACUUCGGCAAAGCGGAGCCGGGAUCCGAGACGGAUGCGCCAUCCAUCAUCCUCAACGUUCCGCUCAAUGGAGAGACGAACAAGUAUAUAAAUUUUAUGCGUAUGGCCGAGGAUCAGUAUGGUUGGGACGCCCUUCACCCGCGGCAAGCCGAGCUCAAAGCGCGCAAGGCCCGUAUUGCUGCGGCGUCCGCUGCGUUGGCUCAGAACGAUUCCAGCCGUGAAGGAGACGAGAUGUCGGUGGAUGAAUCUGAUAAUGAAGAUUCCAAUGUCGAGAUGGGAGGUACCAGCGGACCUGACAAGGCCGCCGAUGGCAAACCGGCAAAGAAGAAGAGACACUUCAAAGAGGACGAGUACGACAAAGACGACGACUUCGUCGAUGAUUCUGAACUGCUCUGGGAAGAACAAGCGGCGGCCAGUAGGGAUGGCUUCUUCGUCUACUCCGGGCCCUUGGUGCCGGAGGUUGAGAAGCCGGAAACUGGACGUGGUGACGUACCCAAGAGAGGUCGAGGCUCGCGCGGUGGUCGUGGCGGUACCCGCGGAGCUGCUAGCGGCACGGGACGAGGCCGUGGUGGUGGCCCUGGAUCUCGUGGAGGAGUGGUACGAAAACCCCGAAUGACGAAGGCAGACAAGGCUCAGAUGGACCGCGAGAAGGCCGAACGCGAGGCCACGCUAUUAAAAUCGGCGACCGGCGGAUCAUACAACGUCCUACACCCAGGCAGCCCGCAAUUCGCGGGCUUACCUACUAUUGAGUCCAUAUAUCCCGCUAAAAUGGCCUCAUUACACCCCCUUUCCGCAGCUGCCUUGUUCUCACUCAAGGGCUACGUCGCCGUCGGUUAG
Molecule: messenger RNA, 2046 nt
Organism: Annulohypoxylon truncatum
Lineage: Eukaryota; Fungi; Ascomycota; Sordariomycetes; Xylariales; Hypoxylaceae
Product: HPC2-domain-containing protein
Exons: 3
Coding region: 1-2046 (681 amino acids)
Source: RefSeq, a predicted model, not a curated record